Molecule: messenger RNA, 432 nt
Organism: Ostreococcus lucimarinus CCE9901
Lineage: Eukaryota; Viridiplantae; Chlorophyta; Mamiellophyceae; Mamiellales; Bathycoccaceae
Exons: 1
Molecular function (GO): RNA binding
Source: RefSeq, a predicted model, not a curated record
GAACAGGGCGCCGGGGGCGAUGAAGACCCCGAAAUCGCCGCCAUGCAGCGAAGACUCAAAGAGAUGGAGGACGAGGCGGAGAAGCUGAAGGGCGAACACGAAAAGGUUGACGACGCCAUGGCGGCGGAAGAGGCUGGGAAGAAUCCCGAAGAGGAGGCGGCGAAAAAGCAAGAGGCGGAUGCGCGGUCGGUGUACGUCGGACAGGUUGAUUACGCGUCGACGCCGGAGGAUUUGGCGAACGCGUUCGCGAGCGCGGGGACGGUGAAUCGCGUCACAAUCUUACACGACAAGUUUGAUAACCCCAAGGGUUUCGCGUACGUGGAGUUUCUCGAACCCGACGCGGUGCAUAACGCCAUCUUGCUGGACGGCACUGAAAUUCGUGGGCGAAAGAUCAAGGUUUCGGCGAAGCGGACCAACGUGCCCGGUAUGAAA